AGCCCGGAAGAGGCGUCCUUCCCAGGCUGUGGUGUUGAUGUUUUCAAUCUGCCGCUUCUUCUGCGGCGAAGGGAAGCGUCGGCGGGAGGAUGGUGUGCGAAAAGUGUGAAAAGAAACUUGGUACUGUUAUCACUCCAGAUACAUGGAAAGAUGGUGCUAGGAAUACCACAGAAAGUGGUGGAAGAAAGCUGAAUGAAAAUAAAGCUUUGACUUCAAAAAAAGCAAGAUUUGAUCCAUAUGGAAAGAAUAAGUUCUCCACUUGCAGAAUUUGUAAAAGUUCUGUGCACCAGCCGGGUUCUCAUUACUGCCAAGGCUGUGCCUACAAAAAGGGCAUUUGUGCGAUGUGUGGAAAAAAGGUUUUGGAUACCAAAAACUACAAGCAAACAUCUGUCUAAAUGCAUUGAUAAGUUUCUGGCAUUCUAUAUGAUUUUACUUUCUGCUUUGGAUUUUCAAGACAUAAAAUAGAUGUUCAACUUAAAACAAAUAAUUAAGUUUAAACUAGCAAAGUUGACUGAUAUUCAUUUUUUUGCUCACAAGAAGUUCUGAACAGUAACAAUGUAACUAGUCUUCUGCCAUAAGUGGUUAUUUUCCUUACAAGCAUUUUAUUGAACUAGAAUAAGUGACAAACUUAAUGAAAAAAAGAUUUCCCAGUUCUGUAUGCACUUUUUAUUUAACGUUAUUUGUAUAAUUCUUUUCCCCUCCUCUACUUUAUUUAUACAUAUUGCAGAAGUGAGAAGGAGAUUAUUAAUAUUUUGCUCUGAACUUAGUCCAUACAUAACUCUCCCCUCAUUCCUUCGCUGGUGGCAUAGUUCUUGGAAUGAGCAGUACCUUAAUUAAUUGCAGUUUCGUACGAUAUUUAAGUGUUUGAGGCCAUUAUUGCUGAGUGAUCUCUUAGUAAAUAGCCUGGACCCAAAUCAAAGACAAGUUGGAUUUGUGAUUUUUUUUUUUUUAUUUGUUCUUGAAGCCCAAGUGCCAGUUCCUUUCAUAUGAGACCAAAUACUCAAGAAAUACCCCAUAUGUGCAAAUGAAUAUACUGGAUUCCAGAAGAACACAUAUUAUAUUACCUUGAAUUCAAAUUGUCGUUAAAGCCAGGAGAAUGUUGUUCAUCUAUGCUGACAUGUAAUAAAAAUGAAUCUCCACUCUUUGGGAAAAGCUCUUUGAAGCAAAAACAAA
Molecule: messenger RNA, 1173 nt
Organism: Galeopterus variegatus (Sunda flying lemur)
Lineage: Eukaryota; Metazoa; Chordata; Mammalia; Dermoptera; Cynocephalidae
Gene: CRIPT
Product: cysteine-rich PDZ-binding protein
Exons: 5
Coding region: 90-395 (101 amino acids)
Biological process (GO): cytoplasmic microtubule organization
Cellular component (GO): dendrite
Molecular function (GO): microtubule binding; PDZ domain binding
Source: RefSeq, a predicted model, not a curated record